AUGUCUAAUUACCAGAUUCGGGAGCAUGAAAAGAAAUGCUUAUACUCUUUCGACUCAGGCGUUGUUGAGCUUAAUGUGCACUGUCGGAUCCCAGAGUCUACCCGUGGAUCCUCUUGGGUCCCUCUGACAGACCGAUCUACAAAUAAGCCACUGUAUGACGGCACGAUUUACUGUGCUUUACAUCCAGAACUUUCUAUCAAUAAUGGAUUGUUAUGGGAUCUGUAUCAAGUUCUUGCUCGGCAAGGAUGCGCUUUCACAAUCUUUCCUUCCGUUGCAGCAUUUGAGCUCUACAUGAACCGGGCAAAGGAAACAGGCGGGGAGUUUAAAGAGGGCAACUGGGAUGUACGGGACGGCGAAUCUCGGAUAUGGCGCGACGUUAAGUCGAAUGCUGUUGAUCCAGACACGAAAUCUGGUUAUUGGGUUACAACCCAUGUUGUUGAUUGGUUUACUCUGCCAUAUAUAAACUUUGUUUAA
Penicillium expansum is the source of this 474-nucleotide messenger RNA. RefSeq lists its product as uncharacterized. The record is from RefSeq and is a predicted model, not a curated record. The transcript has a single exon. The coding region runs from base 1 to 474 and encodes 157 amino acids. NCBI's taxonomy places the organism in Eukaryota, Fungi, Ascomycota, Eurotiomycetes, Eurotiales, Aspergillaceae.